AUGCCUUGUAUCAACUUCUCUUGGGCUGUUGGUUCGAAGAACUUCACGGCGUUUCUCUCCAUGACCUCCUCCAUGGUUGGAUCAAUGGCAGCUUUGGAAAUUGUACACUUCAUCGUCUUCGCUGCAAGAACCCAUUCCACCACCGCAACCAUGCAUCUCAUGUACACCCUUGACGCCGAGGGCACCCGUGUCUACACCCUCAAGAAGAUCAACGGAGGCGAGGUCACCAAGAGUGCGCAUCCCGCGCGCUUCAGCCCGGAUGACAAGUACAGCCGGCACCGCGUGACGCUCAAGAAGCGUUAUGGGCUUUUGUUGACGCAGCAGAAGGAUCUUAAGGUUCUGGGACAGUAG
This is a messenger RNA of Pseudogymnoascus destructans, 351 nucleotides long. RefSeq names its product snoRNP complex protein (gene NOP10). The record is from RefSeq and is a predicted model, not a curated record. Gene Ontology annotation, cellular component: box H/ACA telomerase RNP complex; box H/ACA snoRNP complex. Gene Ontology annotation, biological process: ribosome biogenesis; rRNA pseudouridine synthesis; positive regulation of telomerase RNA localization to Cajal body. Lineage: Eukaryota; Fungi; Ascomycota; Leotiomycetes; Thelebolales; Thelebolaceae. The transcript is spliced from 3 exons. Gene Ontology annotation, molecular function: telomerase RNA binding; box H/ACA snoRNA binding. Bases 1 to 351 code for a protein of 116 amino acids.